AUGGGGAUUGCAUAUGCAUUGCAUGCACAAAUUGAAACAGAGAAACGGUUGGCCCUAAUUAAAGCAUGGGAGGAAAGUGAGAAAACAAAAGCAGAGAACAAGGCAUAUAGAAGAAUGUCAACAGUAGAAUUGUGGGAGGACAGCAAGAAAACUUCUGUGGAGGCAGAACUCAAAAAAAUUGAGGAAAAAUUUGAAAGAAACAAGGCAGAGUAUGCUGAGAAAAUGAAGAACAAAGUGACCGAAAUUCACAAGGCAGGAGACGAAAGGAGAGCUUUCAUUGAAGCCAAACAAAGAGAGCAAUGCCCCAGGGUGGAGGAGACAGCUGCAAAGUUUCGUUCUACCGGAAUUGCACUAAAGAAAUUGCUACUUGGGUGCUUCAUCAGCCAGCAUUCUGCAGUUAUGUAA
Messenger RNA from Prunus persica (peach), 405 nucleotides. RefSeq names its product remorin. The transcript is spliced from 4 exons. NCBI's taxonomy places the organism in Eukaryota, Viridiplantae, Streptophyta, Magnoliopsida, Rosales, Rosaceae. Bases 1 to 405 code for a protein of 134 amino acids. The record is from RefSeq and is a predicted model, not a curated record.